CUGCAAAACCAUGAGGAAUUCCGUGAAUGUAAAACCUAUGGGAACAAAGGCUGUUAUAAAGAUCUGGAAGUAGCUUAUCUGAAUGCUGGAAUGAAGUGUCUGCUGAAAAUUUGUUAAGUCUUAUUCUACAGGUAUCAGUGUUACAUUCCUUACAUCCAUGGAGCAGGAGAAUAAUACAAUCAGUGAGUUCAUCAUGUUGGGAUUCACAACAGACCCUGUGCUGCAGAAGGUCUUGUUUGCAGUGUUUCUUGUUGUAUACACAUUGACUUUGCUGGGAAAUAGCUUCCUAAUUGUGUUGAUCUGCAAUGACUCCAGGCUCCACACACCCAUGUAUUUCUUCAUUGGAAACCUGUCAUUCCUAGAUCUUGGGUUGUCUUCUGUCUACACACCAAAGAUCCUAGCAACCUGUAUCUCUGAAGACAAGAGCAUAUCCUUUGCUGGCUGUGUGGCUCAGUUCUUCUUCUCUGCUGCACUGGACUACACUGAGUGUUACCUUUUGGCUGCCAUGGCUUAUGAUCGUUAUGUAGCCAUCGCAAAGCCUCUGUUUUAUUCACAAGCCAUGUCCUUAAAGCUAUGUGCAUUUUUAGUGGCAGCUUCAUAUCUUGGUGGCUUCAUUAACUCUGUUAUCAUCACCAAAGACACCUUUUCCUUGACUUUCUGCAGUGACAAUGUAAUUGAUGACUUUUUCUGUGAUAUCCCACCCCUGGUGAAGCUGGCCUGUGGCAAGAAGGGCAGCUUCCAGUCUGUGUUGUUCUUCCUCUUGGCUUCCAAUGUCAUCAUCCCCAUUGUGUUUAUCCUGGCCUCUUAUCUCUUCAUUAUUGCCACGAUCUUAAGGAUCCGCUCCACUCAGGGCCGACUCAAGGCCUUCUCCACCUGCUCUUCCCACCUCAUUUCUGUGACCUUGUACUAUGGCUCCAUUCUCUACAUUUAUGCUCGUCCCCGGUCCAGCUACUCUUUGGAUAGGGACAAAAUUGUUUCAACCUUUUACACAGUGGUUUUCCCCAUGUUGAAUCCCUUGAUCUACAGCCUGAGGAAUAAGGAUGUGAAAGAGGCUCUGAAUAAACUUCUCAAGUAAAUCAAGAUAAUUUCCUUGUAAGAUGCACAGAAAAUAUUUAAUCAGACUACUCAUGUUCCAGGAAAGAUGCUGCUAAUCACAGUGCUAUAAAUUAAGAUAAAGAUCCAUGCAAUUCAGCCAUAUGACUUCUGGGUGUAUACACAAACAGUUCAAACCAGAUUAAUAUAAAGAUUCCUGUGCAUUCAUGCUUAUCACAAUAAUAUUAACAAUAGCUUGGUUAUGGAAUUAUUCCAGGUAUCUUUCUACAGGUAUAUAGAAAAAUUAUAAUGUGUACAUGGUAGCU
This is a messenger RNA of Cricetulus griseus (Chinese hamster), 1358 nucleotides long. Lineage: Eukaryota; Metazoa; Chordata; Mammalia; Rodentia; Cricetidae. The record is from RefSeq and is a predicted model, not a curated record.